CCCCUCUUUCCUUCGCCAGACGCUCAAAUCUACCAGACUACGAAAACCUUGCUCGAUGUUUCAGGAGAAAAUUUUCAGGACCAGACUUUGAUAAUUUUUCAUCAAUUUAUGAACUAAGUACGGUGUUUUUGUGGCGGUAAAUUAGAACACAAGAAACAUUGUUUCUGAAGGAGCGCACUGGGCGGAGGCAAAGCGGCGACCCAAGCCUUCUAAUUAUUAAUCUAAUUUCCACAUAGUCUUUUCCAUUAAUUGGACUUCUGACAGGUAAUUUGUUUUCAUUUGCCAUAAAUCUGGUUCCAACGGUUAUUUUCCCCGUUAAAACGUGAACAACCAGGCUACAAAAACGUGACUGCUCUGACAGGCUGUUAUACGUGUGAUUUGGGAAAGGAAUCUGUUAUUGACCUGUGCGCACAGCUUUACAGUUUGUGAAUAAAUUGCUAAACUUAUUUAAAUAGCCUUGCAAGUAAGCCAUAUUUUCCUUUUGGUUUAAGGACAUUUAGUCUAUAGAAUGUCCCCCAUAUCAUUACAUAUACAACCAUUUCUAAAUAUCACUGAGAGCACGUGACCAUACAUUUUUUAUGUAUUUAUUUAACUUCGAUUUUAUCAGGGAGUCCUACUGAGACCAAGGUAUAUUUUACAGAUGAGCCCUGAAUUACUUAAAUUACAGAAAAUACAUACAUCAAAAUAUAAAUACAAAAUGUAAGUAGAAAGAAAAACGAGGUCAUAAAAAAAAACCACAUUCUGAAUUGCCCUAGAGGCACCAGAACAUCAAAUGUAAAAACAUUUUGAAGAUUGUUCCACAAAUAACGUGCAAGAAAAGUAAAUCAACUUUUAGUUAACUCAUCAAUAUGCUUUUUAAAAGACAGCUUUUCAUCUAUCCAGAAGCCCAGAUAUUUGUAAGCAGGGACAUGAUCAAUAUGGACACCAUCCAAAGUACAUAUAAUCAGUUAUAUUUAUGCGCUCUGGAGAACAACAUGUGCUUAAUUUUACCUGCAUUCAAUACUAAUUGCAGGUCAAUAAGGUUUUUCUGUAAUACAAUGAAGGCAGACUGUAGGUCAGAUAGAGCCUGGUCAACCAUUGGGGCAAUAGUAUACACAACAGUAUCAUCAGCAUGCAAGUGCAGGAUAACAUUUUUGACACAAGUCAAUAUUGUUAAUGUAAAAAGUACAGGACCCAGAAUCGACCCCUGCGGGACAACUUUCGUAAUAUCCAGGAAACCUGAUUUAACACUAUCAGUUGAUACACAUUGAGUUAUAUCGGUCAAGUAAUUUUUAAACCAGUUACAUGCAGCCUGGUCUCGACCAAUUGAAGAAAGCCUCUGAAUUAGCGGUGACUGAUCAACAGUAUCAAAAGCCUUUGACAGGUCAAUGAAGAGGGUAGCACAAUGUUGCCUUUUAUCCAUAGAGUAAACCACAUAAUUUAUAACUAAUGAUGCAGCAGAGGUAGUGAGUGCUAUGACCUGGUCUAAAACCUGACUGAUGUACAUUUAGAAUACAUUUGAAAGGUAAGAAAGAUGUUAGCUGAGAAUUAAUCAAGGGUUCAAAUAUUUUAGCUAGGCAAGACAGUUUAGAAAUAGCAUACAUGACAUAAGCCAAUGACUGUAUGGCAGCGAUCAUCAACAAGAUUCAGCUGCGGGAUGAUUUUUACUUGAGCGCAUGGUCAGUGGGCCGGAACAUAAUUACAAAUAAUUUGUAGACCGCAAGAAGCCCAAAUAGAUACACUAUAUAUACAAAAGUAUGUGGACACCCCUUCAAAUUAGUGGAUUUGGCUAUUUCAGCCACACCCGUUGCUGACAGGUGUAUAAAAUUGAUCACACAGCCAUGCAAUCUCCAUAGACAAACAUUGGCAGUAGAAUGGCCUUACUGAAGAGCUCAGUGACUUUCAACGUGGCACCGUCAUAGAAUGCCACCUUUCCAACAAGUCAGUUGGUCAAAUUUCAGCCCUGCUAGAGCUGCCCCGGUCAACUGUAAGUUAUGUUAUUGUGAAGUGGAAACAUCUAUGAGCAACAAUGGCUCAGCUGCGAAGUGGUAGGGAAUGGGACCGGCGUGUGCUGAAGCGCGUAAAAACAUCUGUCCUCGGUUGCAACACUCACUACUGAGUUCCAAACUGCCUCUGGAAGAAACGUCAGCACAAGAACUGUUCGUCGGGAGCUUCAUGAAAUGGGUUUCCAUGGCCGAGCAGCCGCACACAAGCCUAAUAUCACCAUGUGCAAUGCCAAGCGUCGGCUGGAGUGGUGUAAAGCUUGCUGCCAUUGGACUUUGGAGCAGUGGAAACCCGUUCUCUGGAGUGAUGAAUCACGCUUCGCCAUCUGGCAGUCUGACGGACAUAUCUGGGUUUGGCUGAUGCCAAGAGAACGCCACCUGCCCGAAUGCAUAGUGCCAACUGUAAAGUUUGGUGGAGGAGAAAUAAUGGUCUGGGGCUGUUUUUCAUGGAUUGGCCUAGGCCCCUUAGUUCCAGUGAAGGGAAAUCUUAAUGCUACAGCAUACAAUUACAUUCUAGACAAUUCUGCGCUUCCAACUUUGUGACAACAGUUCGGGGAAGGCCCUUUCCUGUUUCAGCAUGACAAUGCGCCUGUGCACAAAGCGAGGUCCAUACAGAAAUGGUUUGUCGAGAUUGGUGUGGAAGAACUUAACUGGCCUGCACAGAGCCCUGACCUCAACCCCAUCGAACACCUUUGGGAUGAAUUGGAACGCAGACUGCGAGGCAGGCCUAUUUGCCCAACAUCCGUGCCCCACCUCACUAAUGCUGUUGUGGCUGAAUGGAAGCAAGUCCCAACAGCAAUGUUCCAACAUCUAAUGGAAAGCCUUCCCAGAAAUGUGGAGGCUGUUAUAGGAGCAAAGGGGGGACCAAUUCCAAAUUAAUGCCCAUGAUUUUGGAAUGAGAUCUUCGAUGAGCAGGUGUCCACAUACCUUUGGUCAUGUAGUGUAUAAUAUUUGAGUAAAACAUAAUCAUUUCAAACCUUGCUUAUAUUUGUAUAUGGUCACAUAUCUCUCUAUUAUGCAUGGGAAUACUUUGGAAUAUAUUUACACAAUUAAAAUCACUUGGAGCUGAUUUGCUGUUGUUUUUACAGGCUUUCAUGUCCAACAAUAAAACUCAUUUUAAAACUUUUUUUGCUCAGAAAACUUGGGUGACCAAAGAAAAUCACCCGCGAGCCAAAUUGGGCUGCAGGCCGCCAGUUAGGGAACCCUGCUGUAUGGCAUAGGCAUGCUGUACCAUAACUGUUCAAAACUGACUAGCCUAGUCUACUUUUCUUACUUUUUAUUUGUCCUUUUCAGUGCAGGCAAAAUGCAAUAAACUCCCAAAUCUCCAGGCAUGAGAGGUAGCUAUCUAUAGCCUAGUAGGCUAGAUGAAAAUCAUGACUGAGGUUAAAAGCAUUUUCUAAGAAUAACUUAGUUUAAACUUUGUUUACUUGAGGGUGAGCCCAGUCCUCUUUAAAGUAGAAUGCUGUAACAAACAAUAUUAUUGGCCUUUGCUAUAACUCUUGCAGUAUUUGGUAGAUUAAGAUAUUGAUUGGCAGUCCUUUGUUGUUAAUCCUGUUCCUAAGGCCUGGUUUCAGUGUUUAAAACCCUGUUUCUCUCUAAACCAUGCCACACUGCUCCAACUCAGAAACCAUAAGUAUGAAUAGUUAUAGUCACUGUGUGGAACAGCUUCUCUAUGCCUUGGGCUAGGGAGGGAACAGAUAGGGUCUGUGCCAAAAGACGGGCUCUGAUCAGAGUCAGUGGGGCUAAUCGUUUUAAUGACUGUAUGUCAGAUUAUUAUGUUAACUACAUUGACAGCCAUCUGAUGCCCAUCACAGUAUGGUAUGCCUUCAUAUGGAAAUCUACUAAAUGUACAGGAUGAGUUCUGCCCCCACAUCUGCUGCCAGGGUAGUUCUUAAUGAUCAUAUAUCAGUUGGACAGAAGUCCUGAGGUCACUGACUUCAUCUGACAGGUUUUGAUGGAAUUAAUACAUUAUUAGAUAUAUAACAAGGCUAAUUUGUAUGUUCACCGUUCAAUUCUCCCAAAAUCCCACAAUCAUGUUCUGCACAUGAAUCAAAUAUGCUCACAGUUCCCUAGAGAUUAGUGUCAGGUGAGAAAAAUGUUCUGCAGCACUCCAACAAACAAGAUUUUGUUUAAAGAAACAUGUAGGCUUAUCUGCUGUCUGUAACAAUACUCAGGACACUGCCUGCCUAGGGUGCCAAUGCCUCCACACACAACACUCCAGUGUGGGAGUUUUGGUUUAAGAGCCACGACCAGUAAACACAUGAUGUGAAAAUCUAGAAGACGGGCUUGGGCGAACAUCUGUAGAAAGAAUGGCCUAUGUGUGAAAAACAGACUGUAGCGGUAUGUCAUACCGUCGUGAGCAGUGACUGCACAUGUCAUACCGUCGUGAGCAGUGACUGCACAUGUCAUACCGUCGUGAGCAGUGACUGCACAUGUCAUACCGUCGUGAGCAGUGACUGCACAUGUCAUACCGUCGUGAACAGUGACUGCACAUUCCAACUGAAAAAAGUUACAGUGCCUUCAGAAAGUAUUCACACCCCUUGACUUUUUCCACAUUUUGUUGUUACAGCCUGAAUGGGUGAAACGUAGAUUUGUUUGUCACUGGCUUACACACAAUACCCCAUAAUGUCAAAGUGGAAAUAUGUUUUUCAACAUUUUUACAAAUUAAUUAAAACUGAAAUGUCUUGAGUCAAUAAUUAUUCAACUCCUUUAUUAUGGCAAGCCUAAAUAAGUUCAGGAGUAAAACAUUUGCUUAAUAAAUCACUUAAUAAGUUGCAUGGACUCACUCUGUGUGCAAUAAUAGUGUUUAACAUGAUUUUUUGAAUGACUACCUCAUAUCUGUACCCCACACAUACAAUUAUCUGUAAGGUCCCUCAGUCGAGCAGUGAAUUUCAAACACAGAUUCAAACACAAAGACCAGGGAGGCUUUCCAAUGCCUCGCAAACAAGGGCACCCACUGGUAGAUGGGUACUGUAUGUCUUCAACCCACUGACCAAAUAUCAAGUGCAACUCAACCCGGGUCUCUCCCCGCUGCACCCCAAUACUGCCAGGACAGGACACCCGUGUUCUACGGUGCAGAGACUGAAAUAGCCCCCUCUUCCUUUACCCUGAGUCAGGAGCUAAUAACAUAAAGAGAUCAUGGGGGAACUGUUUAAGUCUAGCAGCAACAGACCAUGGCCUCCAUAUUCCUAACGGGUCAGCUAUAAGAUCACAAGAUGUUGGGUUAUUCGAAAGCAUCUGCUCAAUGUUUAAUUGCUCCCCACUGGUCAGGGGCACAAACAAGUAAUGUGAAGUCAAGAAUAAGUGCUAAUUCUGUAGAUGACCCUUUCCCUGUAGUUUCAUUUCUUGAGGGAGAUUGGCGCGAUUUCAAGAACUUUCUUUGAUAGUGAAGUGUUAAAGUUGCAGGGUGUUGUGACUAGCUCUGCUAGGAGACUGUCCCCUCAGAUACAAAGCUGUAUGUGUUCAGCAACAAGGCUUACGUUAAACCACCGGGAUCUGCACCUAUUCCCCCCACAACCACACCUGUCAGACACUGGUGGUGGGAGAACUUCAACACUCCUCUGUUCAGGACAACUAUGUAAGCCUGUUAUGUUUCCUCAUUAUGGGCCCAGCAGUCUUUCCAUUACGUUAUGCUUGAAAUAUGUCUUUGUCAUGUAUCAACAUGAGUCCUUCCAGGGGAUUGAACUUGGUUCUCAAAUAAAGUAUUUGCUUUAUGUUUUGCCAUUUUUCUACAACACUUUCAGUCUUGUCUUUGUGAGGUCCUUAAUGUUUCUGGUGGUUGUUUCCCCCUUGUCUCCAGGUGACAUGGAUAUUUCUCUGUUGGUGGCAUUCUGCUCCUGUGUUUCUCCUGCUUUGGGUGAGCUUUUUCCUUUCACGUACUUUCACUUUCUUUGUUUGAGCUUUUCUCUCAAAUGACUCCAGCACUUGAAUGGUGACUGAGGAACCAGACAAAUGCAUUUGUAGUCACUGACGGUGCUGUUAUUAGUAUUGGUACAGUGUAGCAGACUAAAAACAUGUCAUUCACAGUGUGGUUGAGGGUACUAUAAUGUAUUUUUUAGAGUACGGGAGGAAAAAGUAUGAAAAUGUAUGCACUCACUACUAAGCAGUGUGUCUGCCAAAUGACUAAAAUGUCCAAAUGAGUGCCAGUGAUGAUCUGGUCUCUGGUCUGUCUGUACUAACAGGGUCAGGAUUUGGCAGGGAGAUGCCAGGUAAGUUGGCAAUGCAUUGGAUGCCUCAGUUGUGUCAUAAAGGAAUGAGAAAUGCAGUCUGUCUGCCUUGGAAUGGACACAGAAUGCACGGCCAUCUUUGUUUUUUGCUUAUCAGUUGCCCUAGAGCAGUGUUUCCCAACUCCAGUCCUCGAGUACCCCUUUUUUUUUUCAGUACACAUUUUUAUCGUAGCCCUGGACAAGCACACCUGAUUCAACUUGUCAACUAAUCAUCAAGCCCUCGAUGAGUUGAAUCAGGUGUUCAACAAAAAUGUGUGCUGUUGGGAAACACUGCCCUAGAGCAGGGUUUCCCAACCCUCUCCUUGGGCCCAUCCAGACUUUUCACAUUUUUGUUUUAACACGAAACUGGCACGGUCAUUGACAGUGCAUUGUUUCCCCUAGGAUUUUUUUCAGCAGCGGUGGGGUGAGGUUGGGGGUUGCAGCGGAUGGGUUCUACCUGGGGCAUACAUGUACAUUAUAUAUACACUACCAGUCAAAGUUUGGACACACCUACUCAUUCAAUGGUUUUUCUUUAUUUUUACAAUGUUUUACAUUGUAGAAUAAUAGUGAAGACAUCAAAACUAUGAAAUAACACAUAUGGAAUCAUGUAGUAAACAAAAAAAGUGUUAAACAAAUCAAAAUAUAUUUUAAAUUUGAGAUUCUUCAAAUAGCCACCCUUUGCCUUGAUGACAGCUUUGCACACUCUUGGCAUUCUCUCAACCAGCUUCAGCUGGAAUGCUUUUCCAACAGUCUUGAAGGAGUUCCCACAUAUGCUGAGCACUUGUUGGCUGCUUUUCCUUCACGCUGUGGUCCGAUUCAUCCCAAACCAUCUCAAUUGGGUUGAGGUCGGGGGAUUGUGAAAGCCAGGUCAUCUGAUGCAGCACUCCAUCACUCUCCUUCUUGGUAAAAUAGCCCUUACACAGCCUGGAGGUGUGUUGGGUCAUUGUCAUGUUGAAAAACAAAUGAUAGUCCCACUAAGCCCAAACCAGAUGGGAUGGCGUAUCGCUGCAGAAUGCUUUGGUAGCCAUGCUGGUUAAGUGUGCCUUGAAUUCUAAAUUAAUCACAGACUAAUUAAGCACCCCCACACCAUAACACCACCUCCUCCAUGCUUUACGGUGGGAAAUACACAUGCGGAGAUCAUCCGUUCACCCACACCGCGUCUCACAAAGACAUGGCGGUUGGAACCAAAAAUCUCAAAUUUGGACUCCAGACCAAAGGACAAAUUUCCACCGGUCUAAUGUCCAUUGCUCGUGUUUCUUGGCCCAAGCAGGUCUCUUCUUCUUAUUGGUGUCCUUUAGUAGUGGUUUCUUUGCAGCAAUUCGACCAUGAAGGCCUGAUUCACACAGUCCCCUCUGAACAGUUGAUGUUGAGAUGUGUCUUUUACUUGAACUCUGUGAAGCAUUUAUUUGUGCUGCAAUUUCUGAGGCUGGUAACUCUAAUGAACUAAUCCUCUGCAGCAGAGGUAACACUGGGUCUUCCAUUCCUGUGGUGGUCCUCAUGAGAGCCAGUUUCAUCAUAGCGCUUGAUGGUUUUUGCAACUGCACUUGAAGAAACUUUUAAAGUUCUUGACAUUUUCCGUAUUGACUAACCAUCAUGUCUUAAAGUAAUGAUGGACUGUUGUUUCUCUUUGCUUAUUUGAGCUGUUCUUGCCAUAAUAUGGACUUGGUCUUUUACCAAAUAGGGCUAUCUUCUGUAUACCCCCCCACCCCCCCCCCACCCCACCCCACCUUGUCACAUCACAACUGAUGGCUCAAACGCAUUAAGAUAGAAAGAAAUUCCAGAAAUUAUCUUUUAAGAAGGCACACCUGUUAAUUGAAAUGCGUUCCAGGUGACUACCUCAUAAAGCUGGUCGAGAGAAUGUUUAACACUUUUCAUAGUUUUGGUGUCUUUACUAUUAUUCUACAAAUAGUAAAAUUAAGAAAAACCCUGGAGUAGGUGUGUCCAAACCUUUGACUGGUACUGUAUAAAGAAAAAUGUUACUUUUUUUAUUUUUCAGUGGUGGGUGGCCAAUGCAAAUAGGGGAGACACUGCAGUGUGAUAGAGGGAAGUGUGUAGUGUCAUAUAUUUUAGCAAACUGUAGUGUCUUUAGAGUGCCAGUGAUUAAAGAAUGAGCUAGUCUCUGGUCUGUCUGUGUACUAACAGGGUCAUCUAUAGGCAGGGACAUGCCAGGUAAGUGUGUUGUAUUGGAUGCCUCAGUGGUGUCAUAAAGGAAUGCUGUCUGUCUUGGAAUGGACACUGAGAAUGCAUGGCCAUAUUUGUUAUUGGCUGGUCAGUUGCCCUAGAGCAGGGUUUCUCUCCCUGGGUGCAGAUUUUGUUUUUUGCCCUAGCACUACACAGCUGAUUCAAAUAAACAACUCAUCAUCAAGCUUUGAUUAUUUGAAGAAUGCUAUGGCAAAAAAACUGGUUGUCUAGGUCUUAAUUGAAAGGAAAGACCAGAAGACACUAGGCCCUCUAUGGAAUGAGUUUGACACCCCUGCCCUAGAGUAUGGCUGUCUAUAGAGUAACUAGCUUUGCUCUGUCUGUACUUACAGAUUGCACAACUAUAUUGAUUAAGUACUAUUGUGUAAGGAUUUCAAGUUAUGAUUAAAUCCAGUUCAUUUGAAAUAGGCUAAUCUAGACUGCUGUAAGAAAGAGCUUUUGCUUUCCUGGCCAGGAUUAGGCAUUUUCUCAUGUGAGGGAUUUGAGUAAUCAGUCAUUUGGUAUGCAGCCAAGCCUCCCAUAUUGUAGUAGCAUGUGGCACUAGGCACUCCUACACUGUACUUUGGGUUGUGUUGUGCUGACUUGUUCCUGAGCAGAUUGCCCUACAUUAGUUGUUUUUCUCCUCAGUCAACAGGGUGAUUUGGGCAGGAUAUAAGUUCCCCUGGUAAUGGAGAGGGUUGACACCAAACGGAAGUGUUUGUUGGACAUUAGGCUUAUCUACUGCACCAUAAAAAGCCCUGCUGGCUCGGGUUGUCGUUCUCUGACAUCCUUUAGAAGAAAACAAAAUGAAAAUGUCAGCAGAUACGAGAUGAGCCAAUCAGAGGAACAUUUCAUUGUUAAGAGAGCUGAACAUUGAUUAGUGUACUUGGAAUCUUCAAGAAGGGGUUAUUUUAUCUCUGUACUCCAUGAAGCAGGAGUAAUUUAUUUAUUGUUUGGUGAUCCAGAUAACGUGACAUCCAUGUAAUUUAGAUUCUUAAUCUAAAUGGUAUUGUAAGGAAAAAUGUGACCUUUGGUUGAUUCCCAAAUGGUUACUCGCACUGCACAAGCCAACAUGUAUGCGCGCACCACGCACACACCACACACACACACACACACACACACACACACACACACACACACACACACACACACACACACACACACACACACACACACACACACACACACACACAGGUAAAGUCUGCUUUAUUACAGUGCCUACCUAAGAUGACAUUGGUCACUGGCCUUAGAAAUGACUGCAGAGUGGGUAUGGUUAUUAAUGCAUCAGGACUUGCAACUCUGUGUGGUGUCUUGCAUCAUUGUAGCAUUUCCAUGAAUAACUGCUUUCAACAGAGCUUCUUAUUGAACACUGCAUUUUGCAGCUUCCCCUUUACUCAUAUGAGGAGAGAGGCACCUGAGUGUUGCCAGAUUGUAUUUAAAAGCAUGCACUGUAUAUCAUAUCACCCAGUGAUGUAAUCUGUGUUAGUGCAUGCACCAUUCCUAAACCUUCAGUACAAGUGGACCGUAUUUUUUAAAAGCACAGAACACUACAACAGGCUUACUAUCAUGUGUACAGUAGUCACUAGUUACAUUCAAUGCAAACCUCUGGAACACUUGACUACAGUUCUGAAAGUAAACAGAGCCUAAAAUCAGUUAUGAAAGCUUCAUAGUUCACACCAAGCACACAGUCAGAGCUAAUGUCUGUCAAUCACUAAUGCUUUCUGUCUUUUCUUUUUCAGCAUCAACGAUGGAUGAAAAAGGUAAAGGUUUCUUGUUUCAAAUUACUGUAUCGAUUGUAUUUCACUUUAAUGAGCAUGUUGGCAAAGAGUUAAAUCACAUACAUUUUGGUCACUCGCCAUCUUUUUCACACCAGUUGCACUCAACUCAGUUAAGGUUUGAAUUAGUUUAGCUCCAAACUUGGUAUGUAAGUUUCCAUUGAAAGGGACCACUAUGAGUGUGUGCGAUUUAAAUUAGAUUUAAUUCCAGCGGUUCCUUUACAAUGCAUUCCAUCUGGCGUCAUGCACAGCUCUGUCGCCAAUCUGCUUUGGCUGCCGAGGGGACAAGUGGUCUAAUGUGCCUUUUUUAAUACUGUAGUUACAAUUUCAAUGUACACUGAAUAACUGUGAAUAAUAACAUUCUACAAAAUGCAGAGUCACUAAGUUCAUAUGGUUUUUGAUGUAUUCCAUCUCCUCCUCCUCUUCUCCCCUCCCAGACUAUGACGCUGCGUUUCACUAUGGUGAGUGGGGAAUGGAUCAACAUGGACUAACUCCACAGGGGGCAAACGUGACACUUCUCAGGAAAUAUUUGGGAGGUCAAGAAGGCUCGCAUUUUCCCUCCAUUUUUUCAGGAGCGUCGGAAAACAUUGACCCCUCGGGCCACGCUUCCGUAGUUCAACUGACAAACAGUUAUAGUCCCGCCCACUGUUGUAGUAGCCUCAUUUCUAAACACAUCACAACCAUUAUAGAGAUUCUGUCAUCAAACCCGUUCAUUGCUCUAUCCUGUCUUCAGUAGGUCUAUGCAUUCUCAGACACAUUAUAGGAUGUAUUCAGCUCUUACAGUGAAUAUUCUUCCAUGUUUGAGGCAGUAAUAUCAAUCAGACUAUAGAUAUCUAUAGGUAUGAACCUGAUGGAUAUAUGAAUCGUGGCAUAAACAGUAGGAGCAUAUGUUUGAAUGAUCUCAUAGGAAUGUGAUUGAUGGUGUCAUAAUUACAUAGCUAUGCUGCAUACACCCUAAGAGGGUUCAGUGCAUACGUAUGUACUGAAUGAGAUAUUUUAAGUUACACUGUGCCUUGCACAUGUUCCAUAGUAGUGGGGCUUAGUAUGCAUGGAUAAAAAUGUAUUUCUGUUUCAGACUAUGAAUCUCUGAGGAUCGGUGGACUGAUCUUCGCUGUGGUAUUGUUUGUCAUGGGCAUUGUCCUCAUCGUCAGUAAGUCUGUCGGCCUAAGUACGGUUAUACUUAAAAUACAAUUUUAAGUAUUACACUUACAUUUUAAUUACCCAUUGAAAUAACAUUUGAUUAGUGUCAUAAGGUUUAUUUCUACUGUACCAAUCUCAUUCCAUAAUGAUGGUAUUUCUGCGCUGUUCAACAUGCUGAUCCAGUGGACAGCUCCUCUUUACCAGUCCAGUCCUUAUAAACAAACCUGGGAUCAGUUACUUUCUGGGGGCUGGGACGCAGGCCAACAUGCCUUGCAAAAUGCCCAGACCCCCAGGACACCCAACACCUCUCUGCCCUGUAGACAUCUGCACAUCUAGGGCCCUGACUAAAACUGGCCUGGACACUAUGCAGCCUUGUCCCCUCCCUCCUCAUCUCCUGCCCUUGCACUCAUCCACCCCACCCCAGGCAUAGCUGCAGCCCCCCACCCACCCUAACUCUCACCCCAGGCAGAGCUGCAGCCCCCCACCCUAACUCUUACUCCAGGCAUCCAUUACAUUAGUCAGCCCAUACAUUAGUCAUAGAUACCACAGGGGGCAGAGGGAGUGCCCCCCCUGAUCCAGUGGACAGCUCCUCUUUACCAGUCCAGUCCUUAUAAACAAACCUGGGAUCAGUUACUUUCUGGGGGCUGGGACGCAGGCCAACAUGCCUUGCAAAAUGCCCAGACCCCCAGGACACCCAACACCUCUCUGCCCUGUAGACAUCUGCACAUCUAGGGCCCUGACUAAAACUGGCCUGGACACUAUGCAGCCUUGUCCCCUCCCUCCUCAUCUCCUGCCCUUGCACUCAUCCCCCUGCAAAGAGAAGGCGUUGGGUUUGUAGUGUCCUGUCCAGCCUCCCGAGUGGCGCAGUGGUCUAAGGCACUGCAUCGCAGUGCUAGCUGUGCCACUAGAGAUCCUGGUUCGAAUCCAAGCUCUGUCGUAGCCGGCCGCGACCGGGAGACCCAUGGGGCGGCGCAUAAUUGGCCCUGCGUCGUCCAGGGUAGGGGAGGCAAUGGCCGGCAGGGAUGUAGCUCAGUUGGUAGAGCAUGGCGUUUGCAACGCCAGGGUUGUGGGUUCAAUUCCCACGGGGGGCCAGUAUGAAAAAUAAAAUAAUGUAUGCACUCACUAACUGUAAGUCGCUCUGGAUAAGAGCGUCUGCUAAAUGAUGUGAAUGUAAUAAUUUAGAAUAAUCAAGCACUUAGUUUGCAUAUUUUUAACUGGAUAAGAUAGGGUCUUGUAAAAUAUGUAAUAUACCAAUAUUCCAACUUCUAUACAGAGCGGUUGCUAUAGUAUCUUCAUUCUAGUGUAAGUUUACCAGGCAUGUGUCUUUGACACCUAGGAUGGAGAGAGUAUAUCAGCUUUCCAUCAUAGUAGCUCUUUUUCACACCAAUUUCUCUCUCUCUCUCUCUCUCUCUCUCUCUCUCUCUCUCUCUCUCUCUCUCUCUCUCUGCAGGCCGGAAAUGCCAAUGCAAAUCAAGUCCGAAGUCACGGUAAGUUGGGCGAAGAAGAGAUACAGUGUUGAUAAAAACAUGGCAGAGAAAGACCAUGACUGAGUUCAUUGUAAGGCUAUUAACCUCUUAAGGAUCGGACCCUUUCUUUCCAUUUUCGCCUAAAAUAACAUACCCAGAUCUAACUGCCUGUAGCUCAGGACCUGAAGCAAGGAUAUGCAUAUUCUUGAUACCAUUUGAAAGGAAACACUUUGAAUUUUGUGGAAAUGUGAAAUUAAUGUAGGAGAAUAUAACACAUUAGAUCUGGUAAAAGAUAAUACAAACUAUUUGUUUUUUGUUCCAUCUUUGAAAUGAAAGAGACAGGCCACAAUAUAAAUUGCAGUUUAGGCGCAAUUUAGAUUUUACAUUUACAUUUACAUUUUAGUCAUUUAGUAGACGCUCUUAUCCAGAGCGACUUACAGGAGCAAUUAGGGUUAAGUGCCUUGCUCAAGGGCACAUUUACGUCAUUUAGCAGACGCUCUUAUCCAGAGCGACUACAAAUUGGUGCAUUCACCCUAUAGCCAGUGGGAUAACCACUUUACAAUUAUACUUUUUUUUUUUUUUUUUUUUUGGGGGGGGGGGGGGGGGGUAGAAGGAUUACUUUAUCCUAUCCCAGGUGUUCCUUAAAGAGGUGGGGUUUCAAAUGUCUCCGGAAGGUGGUGAGUGACUCCGCUGUCCUGGCGUCGUGAGGGAGCUUGUUCCACCAUUGGGGUGCCAGAGCAGCGAACAGCUUUGACAGGGCUGAGCGGGAACUAUGCUUCCGCAGAGGAAGGGGAGCCAGCAGGCCAGAGGUGGAUGAACGCAAUGCCCUCGCCUGGGUGUAGGGACUGAUCAGAGUCUGAAGGUACGGAGGUGCCGUUCCCCUCACUGCUCCAUAGGCAAGCACCAUGGUCUUGUAACGGAUGCGAGCUUCAACUGGAAGCCAGUGGAGUGUGCGGAGGAGGGGGGUGACGUGAGAGAACUUGGGAAGGUUGAACACCAGACGGGCUGCGGCAUUCUGGAUGAGUUGUAGGGGUUUAAUGGCACAGGCAGGGAGCCCAGCCAACAGCGAGUUGCAGUAAUCCAGACGGGAGAUGACAAGUGCCUGGAUUAGGACCUGUGCCGCUUCCUGUGUAAGGCAGGGUCGUACUCUCCGAAUGUUGUAGAGCAUGAACCUGCAGGAUCGGGGGGGAUUCAGCAGUGAGGAGAAUGUGGCAAAGAGCUUCCUAGGGUUAGAGGCAGAUGCUUGGAAUUUAGAGUGGUAGAAAGUGGCCUUAGCAGCAGAAACAGAUGAAGAAAAUGUAGAGAGGAGGGAGUGAAAAGAUGCCAGGUCGGCAGGGAGUUUAGUUUUCUUCCAUUUCCGCUCAGCUGCCCGGAGCUCUGUUCUGUGAGCUCGCAAUGAGUCAUCAAGCCACAAGCUGGAGGGGAGGACCGAGCCGGCCGGGAGGAUAGGGGACACAGGGAGUCAAAUGAUGCAGAAAGGGAGGAGAGGAGGGUUGAGGAGGCAGAAUCAGGAGAUUGGAGGGAGAAGGAUUGAGCAGAGGGAAGAGAUGAUAGGAUGGAAGAGGAGAGAGUAGUGGGAGAGAGAGAGCGAAGGUUGCGGCGGCGCGUUACCAUCUGUGUAGGGGCAGAGUGAGUAGUGUUGGAGGAGAGCGAGAGAGAAAAGGAUACAAAGUAGUGGUCGGAGACAUGGAGGGGAGUUGCAGUGAGAUUAGUAGAAGAGCAACAUCUAGUAAAGAUGAAGUCAAGCGUAUUGCCUGCCUUGUGAGUGGGUGAGGUCAAAAGAGGAGAGGAGUGGAAAGAAGGAGGCAGAGAGAAAUGAGUCAAAUGUAGACGUGGGGAGGUUGAAAUCCCCCAAAACUGUGAAGGGUGAGCCAUCCUCAGGAAAGGAACUUAUCAAGGCGUCAAGCUCAUUGAUGAACUCUCCAAGGGAACCUGGAGGGCGAUAGAUGACAAGGAUAUUAAGCUUAAAUGGGCUAGUGACUGUGACAGCGUGGAAUUCAAAUGAGGAGAUAGACAGAUGGGUUAGGGAAAAAAUUGAGAAUGACCACUUGGGAGAGAUGAGGAUUCCUGUGCCACCACCCCUCUGACCAGAUGCUCUCGGGGUAUGCGAGAACACAUGGUCAGACGAGGAGAGAGCAUUAGGAGUAGCAGUGUUUUCAGUGGUAAUCCAUGUUUCCGUCAGCGCCAGGAAGUCGAGGGACUGGAGGGUAGCAUAGGCUGGGAUGAAGUCAGCCUUGUUGGCGGCAGAACGGCAGUUCCAGAGGCUGCCUGAGACCUGGAACUCCAGGUGUGUGGUGCGUGCAGGGACCACGCACCACACACUUUGGCCACCACACAUUUUGGCCACUAGAUGGCAGCAGUGUGUGUGCAACGUUUCAGAUUGAUCCAGUGAAGCAUUGCAAUACUGGACUAUUUUGUAUCAAGUCUGCCCAAAUGUGCCGACUUGGUCAAUUGAUACAUUUUCAAGUACAUAACUAUAGAGAACAUACAAAAAUGAUAUGGUAAUACAAAAUGUAAGUUUACACACUCCCAGGAAUGUCAUACAUGAUGGAUCAAUAGCUUAUACACUAACUUUCAUACAUCUAGAUGGCCGGGCGGGGUGGGUGUGUAGCCAGAGACAGCAAGGGUUCAAACUGUAGAACCCAGUUCCUACAUUUGAAUAUAAAAAUUGAUUUUAUCAAACAAAACUAUGCUACAUUUUAUCUCUGGGACCUUUAGGAUGACAAAUCAGAGCAAGAUUACUGAAUGUAAGUACAUAAUAGCUACUGUAAAUUGGACAGUGCAGUUAGAUUAACAAGAAUUUAAGCUUUCUGCCCAUAUAAGACAUGUCUAUAUCCUGGAAAGUUUACUGUUACUUACAACAGUCAUGCUAAUCACAUUAGCGCAUUAGCUCAACUAUCCCGUAUACAGGACACCGAUCCCAUAGAGGUUAAAGUGUCAUCUCUAGACUCGUAAAAGGAGCUAUUUAGAAUAUUCUUAACAGUUAGACAGAAGCUACAGUACUCAGUUUGAUGUUCAAUACAUUUUCUGUUAUUUACAGUUUGUUUUCAAUUUCCCUCUCUUAGGCCUGUUGGGGUACCUGAGGCAUUGGCAGAGGCAGGGGCUGUGACAGGUAAAAGUAAUCUAUAUCUUUGUCUUCAUUGCCAUAUCAAACGUCUGUUUUGUAUGUAUCAUUUUUAUUUCUGAAACCAAUACAUCUCAUCAUGACACCUAUCCGCUCUCAGGUCCUCAGUGAUGUGAAGUCUCGCCACCAGGCGGCAGCAUCGGACAGUAGAUGACUACUAUGGCCAUCUCCCAGAAAGCACAAGGCUCCUUUUUUUAUUUCCAUCCUGCUGAUAUGUUCUCUUGACAUUUUUUGCUUUUCUCUUUUUUUCUAUAUGAAUUAAUCUACAAUGACAGUACUUUGAGGAAAUAAUUGGUUUAUGCAGUAGGGUUGUUUUAAUUGUAGGCUAUAUGUUAAACCUCAUAUGUGAUAGACACACAUGAACAAGCGAUUUUGUAAGUUAGAACUUGACUAUUAAUGACUAUUUUAAAUUGUAAUAAAUAAAAUAAAGUGAUGUAGAUUGGUAA
This is a messenger RNA of Coregonus sp. 'balchen', 16316 nucleotides long. NCBI's taxonomy places the organism in Eukaryota, Metazoa, Chordata, Actinopteri, Salmoniformes, Salmonidae. The record is from the annotation of a GenBank genome assembly.